This is a messenger RNA of Hemibagrus wyckioides, 2025 nucleotides long. RefSeq names its product galectin-9-like. NCBI's taxonomy places the organism in Eukaryota, Metazoa, Chordata, Actinopteri, Siluriformes, Bagridae. Gene Ontology annotation, cellular component: cytosol; nucleus. Gene Ontology annotation, molecular function: carbohydrate binding; galactoside binding. The record is from RefSeq and is a predicted model, not a curated record. The transcript is spliced from 11 exons. The coding region runs from base 103 to 1359 and encodes 418 amino acids. Gene Ontology annotation, biological process: positive regulation of gene expression; negative regulation of CD4-positive, alpha-beta T cell proliferation; negative regulation of type II interferon production.
AUCCAAACGUUAUCACAUGAACAAAGUUCCUCUUUAUAAGCUUUAAAAUAGGUUGAGCUGACAGACCAAUUUUCAGGUAUAACGCCUGGAAACUCCUGCAAAAUGGCACACAAAUGGCAAGAGACGUUUUACAAUCCUAAAAUACGUUUUACUGGAUCAAUUAAAGGAGGACUGCAGGACGGCAAGAGUAUCACUGUAAGUGGGCGAGUUUUACCAGAAGCCAAAAGGUUCUAUGUGAAUCUCCAGUGUGGUUCGACCCCGGAUGCUAAUUAUUCCCUGCACUUUAACCCACGUUAUGAAUCUGGUUCAGAGCACACAGUAGCCAACACCAAGCAGGAUAACUCCUGGGGUCCAGAGGAGAUCUUGAAACUUGCUCUCCUCCCCUUGGGAAACCCUUUCAAACUGCAAAUCCUGGUGACAAGCAAAUUAUACAAGAUAAGUGUCAAUGGCAUCCAUGUCAAGGAUUACAAGCACCGUAUCCCAUUCAACAUGGUGGACACUAUCGUAGUGGAUGGGAUGGUGGAGGUUAAGACCAUCAGUUUCCAGGAUCCUGUGUGUGUGCCAUACAGAACCACCAUGUAUGGUGGAAUGUGGGCUGGCAAAAACAUUGUCAUUCAAGGGCUGGUUAAUCCUCAGGCUUCCAGAUUUCAGAUUAACUUGCGCCACAAAGAUGGGAUUGCAUUUCACUACAAUCCUCGCUUUGAUGAGAACACGGUUGUACGCAAUACACAAACAGUGGAUCAGUGGGGCUCAGAGGAGCGCUCUGGAGAAAUACCGUUUGAAAAGAGAAAAAGCUUCCAGAUGAUCAUCUCCUGCACUACUGAGCAGUACAACGUGUUUGUCAAUGGUAAUCUCGAGACUACCUACAAGCACCGCUUCACCAACCUGUGGGAGAUUGAUGCUCUGGAGGUGUCUGGUGACCUGAGCUUGAUUGAUGUGCCUUCAUCUGAUGCUGCAAAAAGCUAUUGUAUGCCAUACAAAACAAACAUAAAUGGUGGAUUGUGGGCUGGAAAAAACAUUUCAAUCCAAGGGCUGGUUAAUCCUGAGCCUUACAGAUUUGAGAUUAACUUGCGUCACAAAGAUGGGAUUGCCUUUCACUAUAAUCCUCGCUUUGAUGAGAACACGGUUGUACGCAAUAACAGAACAAUGGAUGAUUGGUGCUUAGAGGAGCGCUCUGGAGAAAUGCCGUUUCAAAAGGGAAAAAUCUUCCAAAUGAUCAUCUCCUGUGAUCCUCAGCAGUACAACGUGUUUGUCAAUGGUAUACAAGUGUGUACCUUCAAGCACCGCUUCACCAAGCUGUGGGAGAUUGAUGCUCUGGAGGUGUCUGGUGACCUGAGCUUGACUGAUGUAUACGCUUAGCUAAGAAAUUUUAAUUGGAUAUUUUUGUGCAAUAUUUUCUCUGGCACAAUUUUACCAAGUCACAUUUUAUCUGUAAACAGAGAAGCAAAAAAAAAAAUCUAAAUCAAAAUAAAUAAAUAAAUAAAUAAACGAAAUUGGUCGAUUUCAAAAUAGAGCACUCUUUAAUCAUGGCCUGCUUCUGUUUAUUUUGUUUGUUUGUUUGUUUUUUUUUGUUUUGUUUUUUUCCCCAUGAAUUUAUUGAUUUAAAUGUGUUUUAAUGAGAAUUUAAUGAGUUAAAUGUUUUAUUAAUAAAACUAAUUAACAAGAAGUCAAGGUUUCUGUCAUGCACUUCUAUUUAUGGCCUGUGUUUCAAUACCCUCAUAUAUUGGGCCGAGGCAGGUGGGCUCACACAAGGCAUUACAAACACAUUCUUACACACCCUGAGGCAAUUCAGAGUAGUAAACUCACCUACCAGCAUGUUUUAGGGAGGUAUGAGUAAACUCAAAUAACUGGAGGAAAGCCACUCAGACACAAGAAGUUAAAUUGUUUCCGAGUUAAUCCUAUUUCUUUUCUAUUAACAUAUAGAAGCAAAAACAGCGCCGCCUGGUGUUACAUUUCUGUAACUAUUCUGCUUUGUUGUACUCAUGUCUUGCCUGAAGAUGGUAGUAAAUGUUAAUACAAAAAUGA